AAUACGAGAACGAGUGUGCUUAUACAGCUAUAGUAGCAAAACAGAGGCUGGGUGUUGAGUAAAACUGCAAGAAUACACCGUAAUAUUAUACCAGUCGGACUUUCCUCUGAUUAGGCCUGAGAGGAGAGAAUUUGGUAGUAGCGGGCGAGAGUGUGAUCGAGAGGGUAGGCCUAACUUGGACCAUUCAGAAACACGAACUCAAACUAUUCAUGGUUACUGGGGAGGUGCAGAUCAGAACUGGAUACUGAAUGAUUGAUGUAGUGUAGGUAUGAGAGGUUAGGCAACGAAUUAUGGUUACUGAGGAGGUGUAGGUAACAGAAAAUAUAGUUGCAGAGUAUUGAGAUGAAGCUGAAUCAGAAAAGUGGUGAAAUACGUAUGUUGAGGUAUUUAAAACAAGUUGGGAGUACAGCACUGAAGAAGCAUUGUAAUAGAGCAAAAAAAUCACUAAAAACAACAGAAGCAAGGAGUGGAUGACCUAAGAAGCGAUACAAGAGGAACAGCUCACAAGGAAGUAAUGAGUGGAGGAAUUAUAUAGUGCAAGUAUUGUGGGUCAGGUAAGGAGUUCCUGCUUGCUCCUGACUUGAGGUGGUUGUUGCCUGCAGGGACUCACAACCCAGCCUCAUUCCCCAUGCAACAAACUUGGCCAAAGUCUUGUCUCUGGGCUGUGGGCAAGGGAAAGUGGUGAAAUUCAGCUUUUUAAUUGAACCUAAUGUGUCCUGAUAACCUAACCUAACCUAUAAUGCAGUAUGUAAAGAGCCACUUAUCCCUGGAUGCAUCACCAUGACACUGAACACCAGAGAAGGAGUUCCUAGUUCUAGUCCAAUCACACCCUCGCCCCGUACUCAUGAAUUGCAGGGAGCACAGUGGCAGAUCACCAGCCUGGGACAUAGAUAAAUUAGAAUUAAAUGAACCCUUCCACUGUAAUAUGAAACAAUUAACAGCACCAGAAGUAAUGCAUGUAAUCUUUAUAAGCAUCUACAAGAAAGUAUAAAAAAGAAUAGAUUUUGCAGUUUCUACCUUGUUUAAAGAUUAGAAGUGGCUGUAGAGCAAAUAAAGGUGCCUCAGGAUGAUAAGUAAUUAAGGAAAGAUGCACCAAAUUGCAGUCAAAAGGUUAUGUCUAAUGUAUUUUGAUAACCUAACCUAUAAUUCACCACCCAAUGAGCCACGUACCCCUGGACACACCAGCACAACCAACUCUGAACACCGUGCUCCACCAGAGACGAGGUGCUGGGAAUAGCGGAGGCCCACCUUGUGUGCAGGGUUGAAAAAAAAUUUUUAACUUAACCCACUGGGUUUUUUGGGUUUUAUUGUUUUUUGGGAGUUUUAUUUUUUUUAUUAUUUCUCUUAUUUCCAUGUAAAUCAGUUUAAAUAAGCAAUUAAAAGUUAUAGAGUGAAACAGAAGAUUUGAGGUGUUACCUGAAGGUCAUGUUGAUGCAGGCUGGUGCAGUGGGACAAAGCCUGUGUUAACUUGUGCUGUACAGGAAAUGAACAGCACACACGAUGGCAGUGCCCCACUACGUGUCAACUGAGUGGGUGGGGCUGCGCCAUGCCACCCUCCGCUUCCGCCCAAGCAAGGUGCAGGUGGAGAGUCCCAAAGCUCAUGAUGGCCAGGAGGCAGGAGAGGAAGGGGCUGCUCCUGACCAAGGCUUCUCUGUGUGGUCGUGGCUCCCUGGUUCCUGGAGUGAUGGCAUUCCCUGGUUCUCCUCCCCAAAGGACCCGAAGAAGCCACAAGACCAGCCAGCAGUGGAGACACACAAGAUAGAGUGUUACCUGUCAGCAGUGUACAUUGGGGAGUAUGGGGAGAGGAAGAGCAAGGUGUCCAAAGCCAGCAAGAAGAGCAGUAAGCCUCAGGAGGGUGUGGAGGAAACUCCGGUCCCCAGCACUGGACACCAGGCUGAUGUAGGUGGCCAGAACACUGCACCUGACAACUCACUCACUCCCUUGGAAGGCAACACAGAUGACUUAAGGCCUCCAGGGAUUGAAUCAGAGGUGUGGAGUGCAUGGCUGGAGUACUGGGAGGUCUGGAAGGAGGUUCUGAUACCCUUGUCCUGGGUCCACAAGUACCGGGGACACUGCACUCCAGAGUAUAUUGUGUGGCACGACUCUUACUUACAAGAUUAUCCAGAGGUGCUGCCUUGGAUUACUGAGGAGCUGGGGGUCAGUGAGCUGCAAGAAGACACCACAGGGACCAGCCAACUUGGGAGCAAUACAGAGACCAAUGUGUGUAAAAAAGCAGCUGAGGCCACUGGGGAUAAAGACAGUUCCUCUGACUCAGAGUUUGAUAUGACAGAGUUUUACGACUUUCUAAAUGGUGAUAUUGAUAGUGUAGGUGAACGUGCAGAGCAGAUACCCAGGGAUAAUGAGUCAUGGGGGAAGAAGGAUGAAAGUGUGAAUGCUAAUGUGAAUGCUACACUUGAUGGCACCAGUGACACAAAAGGAGGUGCGGACAGAAAGAUGCUGGAUGACCUGUAUGCCAAGCACACAAAGAAGAGGUACCUGGUGCACCUACGGACUUUCCUGCACAGUUCUGGUGUUGAGAGCAGCCAAGAUCUUGAUGCAUUCUUUAAGACGGAGGCUGGUAUUGAUUUCCACAUUGAAACUGCUGCUAUAGAGGCUGAGACAAACACCACAAAACUGAGUGAUGAUACAAGAAACUCUCAAACCAUAACAAACACAUCCACAAUACAUGACAAAGCAAACAAGCUCAAAUCACAGGAACAAACAGAAGAUACGAGAGAAGGAACCCGGGAAAAUGGCACUGGAACAACCAAUCAUGAAGAGCUGGAGAGUUCACCCAUCCCUCAAGGUGACAGUAGCAGGGAAGGUCAGGAAGCUGUGCCAUGUAAGGAUGAGAGGACAGAGCCACAUGCAUCUGAGGAGACAGGUGCAGUAGUGGAGUGGAGUGGUAGUGAGGAGAGCACACAGGAGGAGGCUCUCAAUGCUUCUGGUGUCAGUGUCUCAGCCAGCCAGGAGCACAAGACUUCCAAGAGGAGAAGAAGGAAAAAAGAUACUAUCAAGUUUCAGGGGACAAGCUGGGCCCUCCAGUAUGUGCAGGGAAAGACAGCUGUGCAGAGUGAAGUUCCCCAACCAACUGAGAGGCCCACAGUGUCUCCUGAACCCCACAGAGCAGUCCCUGGAUCUCCCUCUCUGGCCUUUGAGUCCCAUGAAGCAACUGCUGUAACUCUAGAGCCAGCAGGGACUUGUGAGGCACUCCCUAGACCCUCAGAGAAAGAGAACAUUAGGACCGCUGUGGCGGAUGACAGGAAAUUAGAUGAGGAGGAGGAGGAUGCCUUUCAAGUAUUCAUUGAUGACUCAAGGGAAUGUGAAAGAAUAUUUUUGAAGAGGUACCAAAGAAACCAAGAGAGGCAAGCUGAGUUUCAAGCAUUGAGUGAGCCACACACACGCCUCGGGAGAUUGCUGGCAGACUGCAGGUCCUCUCUGGACAGGGCUGCUGUGAGUCUUCAGAGUAUCUUCCUGUCCUUCACUGCCCUGCACUUCCUCAAUGUGGCUCUUCCUGGCAUUGCAGUCAUUGAGUAUGAGAGCUCCGUGACAGAGGAGGUGCCUGGUGAGAGAAAGAGACUGAAGUACAAGUUUGAUGGAUUCACUUUUGAUCAGAGGAUCAACCUGGAGCGUUACCUUCCCCGAAUUGCCAAGUUCUGUCUCAGGACCAUGAAGGACGUGGUGGUGCCCAUGACUGUCCGUCAUUUCGCCAACCUGGGCCUCCUGGCAGCCUCAGAGAUUGAGCUUCAAUUCCCUCCCGUUGUGUUUGGUGUGCGGUGGCUGCCUUUGCCUGAGCCAAGUUUCUCUGGUGAUGGAAAGAACAUCAAGCGUCAUCAGAGGAGGUUCCACAGGUUCUUGAAGGAGCAGGUCCCAAAUGUGUCCCCAUCCUGCACUGUACAGCUGAGAGGGAAGGUCAUGCACAGAGUGAAUCUGGAGCCUGACCCAAGGAAGCCCCAGAGGGUGUACCAAGAGGUGGUGAGGGAGGAGGGCAGCAUGGAGGACAGCAGGCCGCACCUCACUGCCCGUGUCCUGCAUCUUGGCAAGAGUGGUGAGAGUGGAGAUAGCAGUGCACAUAGUGAGGUGGAGUGGCAGGCUGCAGAGAUCACCUUUGACAAGGAUGGGAACUUCUGUGUCACCAAGGAUAACUCCAGCACCUCCAGGCAAACAAAGGACUCGGAUGGUGAAGUGGAGGUGUGGAAUAGGAUCAUCUCAGGGUGCCAGUGUCUCUCCUACUGGGAAAAGGGAAGCAGUUUACCCUUGGAUCUCUCCAAAGACAUUCAGAAGUAUUGGGCUCAGCGGUACAGGCUGUUCCUCAACUAUGACCAAGGCAUCAAACUUGACAGUGAGUCAUGGUAUUCAGUCACACCUGAGUUCCUGGCGGCCCACCAGGCACGGCGGUGUAGGAGUGCAGUGGCCGUGGAUGCCAUGUGUGGGGCUGGCGGUAAUGCCAUACAGCUAGCCAAGACCUGUGGCCAGGUGAUAGCCAUUGACAAGGACCCAAGGAAGGUGGAGCUGGCGCGGCACAAUGCACAGGUGUAUGGCGUGGCAGACCGCAUUGACUUCAGGGUGGGGAACUUCUUCAAGCUGGCGUCCUCCCUCAAGGCUGACGUGGUGUACCUGAGUCCUCCGUGGGGGGGCAUGGAGUACCUGGAGGAGGAGGUGUACAAUGUGUACCAUCUGGGUGGCACUAUGAACUGCGCCCGCCUGCUCAGGGCUGCCCAGAGCAUCACACCCAACGUGGCACUCUACCUGCCCCGCAACAGUGAUGUGUGCCAGGUGAUCGCACUGGCCGGCCUAGAUGGAGCGGUGGACAUUGAGACCACCUUCAUGGGGCCCAAGAAGAAGGCCAUCACUGCCUACUUCGGGGACCUGGCUGCCAAAUGCUUCUGAGGCCGCCAUGGACAUUUUUUUUAUUUGUUUAUUUGUUUAUUUGUUUAUUUAUUUAUUUAUUUUUUCUUUAAGGUUUUGUUGAUUAUCCAAAUAUCCUUUACUUCUCUUUUUAAUAAUUAGUGUUAUUUUAAUGUGAUGAUGAUGGAAAUAUUCUGUUCU
Molecule: messenger RNA, 5049 nt
Organism: Scylla paramamosain (green mud crab)
Lineage: Eukaryota; Metazoa; Arthropoda; Malacostraca; Decapoda; Portunidae
Gene: Tgs1
Exons: 16
Coding region: 1501-4890 (1129 amino acids)
Biological process (GO): 7-methylguanosine RNA capping; 7-methylguanosine cap hypermethylation
Cellular component (GO): nucleus
Molecular function (GO): RNA cap trimethylguanosine synthase activity
Source: RefSeq, a predicted model, not a curated record